AUGCCGCUGACACUUGUUGGUUUAAUACCCCCGACUGGUCUAAGCCUAUACAGAGAUAAUUGGAUCCAGAAGUUUCCCCAGGCAGAGAUUAAUGCCCAGAGAUUAAAGACAACACAAAUGUCAUCUCCUUCUACUCCUGUGCAGCAAUUUAUAGGGGCAUUACAUCACUGUUGGAGUUUAGGAUGUAUCCUAAAGAGACAUGAUAGUACCCUCCCUGGACAAGAAGCAAGCAUUUCCCACUUGCCACAUCCUAAAUGGUAUUGCUCAUUCUACCAGGAAUUUAACUUUGAGAUGGAGAACUCAUAUUUUGAAGACAACAUAGUGAAAGAAAAGUUUGCCAUGAUAACACCAGAUGUCCAAAUUGAAGACGGGAAAGGAACAAUACUGAUAUCUUCAGAAGAGGGGGAGACAGAAGCUAAUAAUCACAAGAAGUUGUCAGAAUUUGGGAUUAGAAAUAGGAGCCAGCUUCAAGCAGAUGACUUCCUUCAGGACUACACUUUAUUGAUCAACAUCCUUCAUAGUGAAGACCUAGGAAAGGAUGUUGAAUUUGAAGUUGUUGGUGAUGCUCCAGAAAAAGUGGGACCCAAGCAAGUUGAAGAUGCUGCCAAGAGCAUAACCAAUGGCAGUGAUGACGGAGCUCAACCUUCCACAUCCACAGCACAAGAGCAAGAUGAUGUGCUCAUAGUUGAUUCAGAUGAAGACGGUCCUUCAAAUAAUGCUGACAUCAGCAGUGAAAGAAAUCGCAAGAGAAAAUUAGAUGAACUAUACAGCUGUCAAGAACAAUGA
This is a messenger RNA of Erinaceus europaeus (western European hedgehog), 786 nucleotides long. RefSeq names its product SUMO-activating enzyme subunit 2-like. The record is from RefSeq and is a predicted model, not a curated record. NCBI's taxonomy places the organism in Eukaryota, Metazoa, Chordata, Mammalia, Eulipotyphla, Erinaceidae. Bases 1 to 786 code for a protein of 261 amino acids. The transcript has 3 exons.